Molecule: messenger RNA, 1449 nt
Organism: Dovyalis caffra
Lineage: Eukaryota; Viridiplantae; Streptophyta; Magnoliopsida; Malpighiales; Salicaceae
Source: the annotation of a GenBank genome assembly
AUGGGUGAGAACACAAGCAUAACGAAUCGCCAAGUUUUCGAUGUCUCCAUUGACAUGCACCAUCAGGGUAGCUCCAAGUGUUUUGAUGAUGAUGGCCGUCUCAAGCGAACUGGGACCGUAUGGACUGCAAGUGCUCACAUCAUAACAGCUGUUAUUGGGUCUGGUGUUCUUUCCUUGGCUUGGGCUAUAUGUCAGCUUGGAUGGAUUGCUGGACCAGCUGUCAUGUUCUUGUUCUCUUUUGUCACGUACUAUACUUCUACUCUGCUCUCUGCAUGCUACCGCUCUGGUGAUCCUCUUACUGGCAAGAGGAACUACACUUACAUGGAUGCUGUUCGGUCCAAUCUUGGUGGUGUGAAGGUCAAGAUAUGUGGAUUUGUUCAGUACCUGAAUCUUUUUGGAGUUGCUGUUGGCUACACAAUUGCAUCAUCUAUAAGCAUGAUGGCAAUAAAGAGAUCUAAUUGCUUUCACAAGAGCGGUGGAAAAAAUCCAUGCCGUAUGAAUGCCAAUCCAUAUAUGAUAGGCUUUGGCAUAGCUGAGAUACUUUUGUCACAAAUUCCUGGAUUUGAUCAGUUACACUGGCUCUCUCUGGUCGCUGCGGUCAUGUCCUUCACUUAUUCAUCAAUUGGUCUAGGUCUUGGCAUAGGUAAAGUUAUAGAAAAUGGAAAAAUCAGUGGAAGUCUAACAGGUAUAAGCAUUGGCACUGUGACUCAAACACAAAAGAUGUGGAGGAGUUUCCAAGCACUUGGUGACAUUGCUUUUGCCUAUUCUUUCUCCAUGAUCCUCAUUGAAAUUCAGGACACAGUCAAAUCCCCACCAUCAGAAGCCAAGACGAUGAAGAAGGCAACGCUAAUAAGUGUUGCAAUCACAACCCUUUUCUACAUGUUCUGCGGCUGCUUUGGCUAUGCUGCUUUUGGAGAUUUGUCCCCUGGAAAUCUCCUUACUGGCUUUGGUUUUUAUAACCCAUAUUGGCUGCUUGAUAUUGCCAAUGCUGCCAUAGUAAUUCACCUUGUUGGCGCAUACCAGGUCUUCUGCCAACCUCUCUUUGCUUUCGUCGAAAAAGAAGCAGCUGAAAGAUUUCCGGAUAGUGAAUUUAUUACAAAAGGCAUCAAAGUUCCAAUUCCUGGUUUCCGCCCCUACAAUCUCAACCUCUUUAGAAUGAUUUGGAGGACCCUCUUUGUGAUCUUUACCACUGUUAUUUCGAUGCUCCUUCCCUUCUUUAAUGACAUAGUUGGUCUACUCGGGGCUUUGGGAUUUUGGCCAUUGACGGUUUACUUCCCUGUGGAGAUGUAUAUUGCACAAAAGAAGAUACCAAAGUGGAGUACAAGAUGGCUUUGCUUGCAAAUCCUAAGUAUAGCUUGCCUCAUUAUUACUAUAGCUGCUGCUGCUGGCUCUAUUGCUGGAGUUGUUGGUGAUCUCAAGUCGAUCAAACCCUUCCAGACCAGUUACUAA